Messenger RNA from Pocillopora meandrina, 7175 nucleotides. NCBI's taxonomy places the organism in Eukaryota, Metazoa, Cnidaria, Anthozoa, Scleractinia, Pocilloporidae. The record is from the annotation of a GenBank genome assembly.
UUUGUCCGCCAUAUUUUAGAACGAGAAGGUGGCUUUUGGUCGAAAAUGCCGGAUUAUUUAGGAAAGGAUCAAAGAAAAACCAAGAAUGACGAUGACAAAGAGGAGAAACCAAUUCAAGGUACGUAUUUCGUAGUACAAGGAAACAUUAAAUGAAAGAAAUCAAGUAAAAAGUGUGUUUCAGACAAAGUAUAUUCGUGAACUUUUUUUGCCAUUCUUUUCUUCAGCACUCGAUGAAGGAGAUAUCGAAAUUCUAAAGACUUAUGUGAGUUUUACAACUUAUUACUAUUAUAGGAAUUUAUCCUGUUAAAACCUAAUUAAAGCAAAUACAGGAAAACGAGAUGAAUUCCACAAGGCCUUGAAGUUUGAGUUAAGAUCGAUGUUUGCAUGUGACCUUACGAAUGUAAAGUGGGUCCGAUGUAUAAUUAGAGUGAAAAUUACCUUGGUCUUGGGGAGAAAAGAGAUCGGGACAGGAAUAAAAUGAAUCAUCAGAACCACUGAAGUUUCAAGAGGCUUGUUAAAUUCGAAGCCCCAGCUCUGCUAAAAAAUUUUUGAGUCUGUGAUGAAGAUUUGACAACUACCAACUCUUAAACUACCAGGAAUUUUAUGCUAGGUAGGCUAUGAAGGGGAAAUAUGUCUCAAAUAACAGCCAUAUUGAGGAUAUUUAGGGGGAAAGAGGAAAGAAACAUGGUGAUGUUUUAUCUAUAGUUUAGUAACUGGUUAGAUCUCAACAAUUAAAAUUCAUUUACCAUGUAUGAGAGGGAUAAACACUGACAAAUUGGGACACCAUUUAAGGUGAUUUCUUUCAACUUACUUUAUUUUACAGGGUGCUGGAUUGUACAGCAGGUCAAUAAAAAAGGUUGAAGAGGGUAUACAAGGAACAUUAAAGAAAGUUAAUGAAUUGACAGGUAAUAUAAUUGCAAGUAUAAUAUCCAAAAUUUAAGCAGUAAUGACAAUAAGUGUAUUUGAUACUGUGUCAUUUUGGUAUCACAACCACUCUUGUGCUAUGAAAACUUUGUCAUUGUUUUCUAUGUCAUGUCACCUUUGUGAUAUAGAAAGGAAUGACAAAGACCAAUCCAAACCAGUUGUAAAACAUUUAAAUCUCUCAAAUAAAUCAGAGCAACAUAUGGUAGUCUGCUGCCUUUCCAUAAAUUUAGCAAAUUCAGAAAGCUGCCAAACUCUUCUACAAAAAAAGUAUCUUUUCGCAUCAGCACUCAAAAUCCACAUGGUAUCAAUAGAUGGUUUUAAUUCAACUAACUUAUUCUUAUGUUUUCCAUGGCAUAAUGUUCCUACCAAUUGCAUACCUCUGUUUUUCCGUAUGUAAACCACACAACCCUGCAAUUCCUCUGUGCACUCUAACAAAGGGCUCAUGUUCUAAAUAUCAGCUUCAGAAAAUUCUUUACAAAGGCCAAUUCACAUUAUCUACACAGCUAAAAAAACCAAAUUAACUGUGAACAAGAUAGGUUCAAGAAAAAAAAUGGGGUAAAUUUUUAAAGAAACUGUGGUGCUGUGUCAGUGGGAGAGUAUGACAGGGUAAUCUAGUAUUAUCAACUGAGUCAAUAAUGUGAAUUGGUCACCUUGAAGAGUUAAAAAGCUGACGUUUUGAGGGUUAGCCCUUCGUCAGAGUUAUGUUGAAGCUCUGACAAAAGGCCAAUGCUUUAGGCAUCAGCUUUUAAACUCUUUAUGGUGGACACUAGGUUCACAAGAAAGUUGCUGUUUUAGUAAUAUUAUCAUAAUAUGGUUGUUUGCUCCAUGGUUUUGAUUCAUGUUUAGAUGAGACAAAGUGUUUGUGGACCAUGUAGUUUUAGUCAGUUUUUUUUUUUCAUUAAUGGUAUGGUGUGUUGAUGGAAUACUAGCCUUACAUGUAGUUACUUAUGUUGCACAGGUAUUAAAGAAUCUGAUACUGGCCUUGCUCCUCCUGCUUUGUGGGAUUUGGCAGCAGAUAAACAAACUCUCCAAGGAGAACAACCCUUGCAGGUACAUUAUAUUAUCUGAAAACUGUAAUCCAAAUUUCAAAGGAAUCACAGUUUCAGUUCUUCUCAUGUGUGCAAUGAUUAAGAACUGAGCAAUUAAAUACCAGAAGAUUCUGGGUGUCUUGAUCAGAUGUUCAGUUUUUCCUGUGUUCAGGUCUGCUUCUCUGUACCAUGUAUCCUACCUGAUUAUGUUAAAAGUAAAUGCUUUUUAAGUUUGAUACUUUGUAACAUGAUAACAUGUUUUUGAGCUUUUUAUUUUAUGCUCAAGAGCUCUUAUGAUUAGAUAUUUAUUAAAUAUUUUUGUUCCUUAUGCACUGAUAUCUUGACUUAGGUUGCAAGAUGUACAAAGAUAAUCAAUGCAGAUACAGAUGAUGCCAAAUAUGUGAUUAACGUCAAACAGUUUGCCAAGUUUGUUGUUGAUCUAGGUGAUCAAGUUGCUCCCACAGAUAUUGAAGAAGGAAUGAGAGUUGGGUAUGAAUAUUAAAAAGAAUUGAUUGAUAUGUAUCGCUGUCAAUAUUGUAAGUAGAUUAACUUUAACUCUUUAACUCUCAUAAGCAACCAGAACAGAAUUUCGCCUCAAAAUAUCAAUACAAUAUCAAGCAGACAAUUGAUGAGAAUAAAGAAAAAUAUCAAUUAGGGGAUUAAAAGUUGAUCCAAUACCACAUUCUCCAAACUAACAUCAAGAGAACUGUAUGGCAGAGAAUAAGGAGAAUUACUAAUGAAAUCUUGGGAGUUAAAGGGUUAAGCUCCAGACAGACAUACAUCCUGCUUAAAGUAAAGCAUUGCUCAAUAUGGCAACACAAAUUGCUCCCAUUUGAAAUACCUUCAAUACAAUGUAUUCCUUACCUGGUGAUAAAAUUCACUUCCAUAGUACCUCUUAUUAUGGCCUAAAAUGACUCGAAAUUCUUGAAAAUUCUUUUACCUGUGGUGAUCAAAAUAAGGGGAACACUGUUCUUGUUUUCCAGUAUAUUUUGAGAUUUUGAAAUCAGACAAUAUUUUAUUAUUGUCAUUUUUGACUAUAUUUCACAAAUGUUCUCUUGUGAUUAAAUCUUCCAAAUUUUCUCUACAAGGAAGUGUUUCUUCUUUUAAUAAAGUUUUGCUCCAUGUAGCUUUUUCUGAAUUGUCACUUUUACUCUCAUUUCAGGGUUGACAGGAACAAGUACCAAAUUCACAUACCUCUGCCACCAAAGAUUGACCCAACAGUGACUAUGAUGCAGGUAAUAAUGUCAUGCUGUUAUCAAUCAGAAAGAUUUACUUGGCAGGUUAACUCCAGAAAAGACUCUAAACUCCAAGACUUCAUUAUUUGUUCUUCUUUGUAGGUUGAAGAGAAGCCAGAUGUGACUUACUCAGAUGUGGGAGGGUGCAAAGAACAGAUUGAAAAGCUUAGAGAAGUUGUAGAAACUCCACUUCUGCAUGUAAGGGAUUUUAUUUGUUUCUCCACAUGUAAUAGUAUUCAUUACACUUGGUUUUACUUAUUGUAGCUGGCUCAAUACAGGUAGCACUCUAAAAAUAUAACCUUCUUGUCUACCAUUGCAUGUAGGAAAAUGUUUUGUCAACAAAAUCUCAUAUAAUGUGGUUGGUAUUGAGCUGUAGGUUGUGUCAGGAUGCAGUAUUUCACAGUUUGUGUUCUGCAGCCUUUCCCAUGAACUAAUAUAUUAUUUCAUGCAACCACUUUAUGAUCUUAGGUUGCCAAAUGGUGUCCAUGAAUGAAUUUGAGUUAAAUGCCCUUGGGCAGGUUUCUAUUACUGAAGAAACAACCUCCUUGUUCUGAUUUGUUUAAUGAUCUUUAGUGAUGAAUGAGUCCCACAAACAAUAUGUACACAGACAUCUUUAUGCCAACUCUAAUAGACUAAAUUAGCAGGCAAAGCCUUCAGGAGCAAUGUCCUGAUAGCUGGUUACAACUGUAAAAAGCAUAAUUACAUGGAAAUAUGCGUAAAUAAUGUUCCAUGACGUCAAGAGAAUGUUUGUAUAAACAAAACAACAUGGCUGGCUCCUUUCUGAGCUGUUCAGUGGUACUAAGGCCUGGACGGGCUGCUGUACCCAAGUAAAGCAGUUAACUCUUCAUUUACCAUUUAUGUUUUCUAUAGUUACUGAUGGAUUUUCUUUCUUUCUUUAGCCUGAACGGUUUGUUAAUCUAGGUAUUGAACCACCCAAAGGGGUUCUCUUGUUUGGUCCUCCUGGAACAGGGAAAACAUUGUGUGCCAGGGCUGUGGCCAACAGGACUGACGCUUGUUUUAUCAGAGUGAUUGGAUCAGAACUGGUACAGAAAUAUGUGGGAGAGGUUUGUGAUAAUCUCUGUGAAUUUUUUUAGGAUUUUUUCUUGUUUCUUUUCUGUGCUUUUGUUAUCUUCACUCAAAGUAAGGCUUUGUGUUUUGUAGGGAGCAAGAAUGGUGCGUGAGCUGUUUGAAAUGGCAAGAACUAAGAAAGCAUGCAUUAUUUUCUUUGAUGAAAUUGAUGCUAUUGGAGGUAAUUUCUUUUUCAUCUUUUCUGAAGAAUGUGCAAUUCAGUGUGAGGAUAUAGCAGUUUUUUCAGUCAAAAUGUUGGAGAGUCCACAACUUUUUUAAAGUGAAGACAUGAUUAGUAAAUUCUUACUUACAAGAUUAUAACUGAUUUCACUUGUAGGAGGGGAUGUAGACAAAUACUUAGUAAAAUAUCUUCUAAAUUAUUUUUGGAACAAUAUUAUCAAUAUCUGAAUCAAACCAAAGAAAUUUUGAGACCUUCACAAGAGAAACGAAUUUUACACAGUUAGGAGACUUGGCUUUCUGAUAUUGAGGGUUUAAGGGUUGCAGAUUAUGUUACAAGGAUGGAAUUUUUGGUGUAAAUUAUGUAUUGCUAGUUCAUGAACAAUUUUCCAAUUUUGGGGAUUUCCCUUUACUCAUUCCUCUUUGAUAAUUUGGGUUAUUUUUCAUUCCUUUCUGCUAGGAACUCGUUUUGAUGAUGGUGCUGGUGGUGAUAAUGAGGUUCAACGAACAAUGUUGGAGCUUAUAAACCAACUGGAUGGAUUUGAUCCCAGAGGAAACAUCAAAGUUCUCAUGGCAACAAAUCGGUAAUAACAAUGGGAAAUCACAUAAUUUUGAAAUGCAUUCUAAGUUUGGCUCAUAGAGUUAGUUGUUUACAGCUUUCCAUUUGUGUUAAAUGCAGUUAUUUUAUUCCCUUCCAGACCUGACACACUUGAUCCUGCUUUAACCAGACCAGGAAGACUGGACAGAAAAAUAGAGUUUAGUCUUCCAGAUUUAGAGGUACAUUCACUUAAAUUAAUUUUAUAUGUUCUUCCUUAUUCUAAGCAUGGCAGGGUAAGAGAUUUUCAAACCCAUAGAUCAAUCCUUUUACCUGUUGAUUUUUUCAAGAAUUCCAAAGGAUUUUGGUCAGUAAGAAGAGGAACUGUAGGCUGUAAAUUGAACUGAUUAUCUCCUGAAAAGGAGGACACUGCAUGUUUACUUUGCCAAGAUGAGGUGUGUCGAUGAUAUAGGAGCCUGGAUACAAGUCCCCUGUGCUCUCUUCAUGUCGUGCUCGUUUUUCAGACACCCAUGAGACUAGGACAAGUAUGCCUGUAAGAGAAAUGGAGCAUUUUCGUGAAAGUUCUGAAUUUUUUUCCAGGGACGAGCUCAUAUAUUUAAAAUCCACGCCCGAUCCAUGAGUGUAGAGCGUGACAUUCGCUAUGAAUUACUGGCAAGAUUGUGCCCAAAUACCACAGGUCAGUCACAUUUUAAUGUUAUGGUCUCAUUGCAAGACGAGUUGUGGGUAGAUUCCAAGCUACAUUAGUGUCAUAUAUUUAGCGUUUGUUAACAUUGUUGUCUGAUUUCCAGGUGCUGAAAUUCGCAGUGUUUGUACAGAAGCAGGCAUGUUCGCAAUUCGUUCAAGGAGAAAAGUACGUAAGAAUGCUAAACUUUUGUUUUAGUCCCCGUCUCUAUGGGCUUGCUUCUUCUUCUUUCUGACUUUAUUCAACCGAUACACAGCUCGUGUAAAUACGGGUUAGUGCCUAACCAUUAACACCUUAACAUCAGUAUGCUUAAUCUCCAUACUGUUCUCUACACAUUUCCCAAUAAUGAUACUAAUUACGUUUGUAUAGCGCAGACCUCCAUAUGGAUAUAUUCAGUUGCGCUUCAAAAUAUUGUCAAAGUAAAGUUAUGUUAAAAGUAACUAAAAACAUAAGAAACUAUUUGAAGGCUAAAUUAAAAAAAAUUGGGUUCUAACAGCAGUCUUGAAAGUGUCCAAUGUCUUUAUGUUGCGAAUUGUCGAAGGUAAGGCAUUUCAAAGAUAAAGUGUAGCUGAUUGGAAUGCACGAUCGCCAACGAGUCUUAGUACUAGGUGACUCGGGUAACAAAGACUUGUUUGACCUACUAGAGUGCCGCAUUGCAAUUUGAUCCUAAUUAAUUCAAUAAAAUAAUUAGGAGCUGAACCAUGUAAACACUUAAAUGUCAAAAGUAGAAUCUUAAACUUUAUACGGUAACUAAUCGAGAGCCAAUGAAGGUGAAAAAGCAAUGGUGUAACAUGACAGAAUAUUGGUGUUCCCGUGACCAACCGAGCUGCGGCAAUCUGUAUUCGUUGGAGUUUCAAGAUAUGUGAAUUCGGGAGGCUAUAUAGUAGACUGUUAUAAUAAUCUACUCUACUGGUUAAAAAGCAUGAACUAAUGAUUCGGUGACUAGACGACUUACAUAUUUCCUAAUUCUAUGUUUAGAAAGCGGAUGAGCAAGUUCUGUAAAUAUGACUUCGCAUACUCAUUUUCGAGUGAAACCAGGUUCCUAGGUUUCGAACUUCACAUGUUGGAACAAUUUGGAAGCCGCUAACCGACAAGAUACUGAUGUUACUGACUUUCUGAAGUUCUUGUCGCGUUCCAAUCCUAGGUGCUGACAAAGAGAAUUAAUUUUACAAUCAUUAGUUUCUUUAGUUGGUGAUCAUUUCCUUUAUUAUCGUGACCUUAAUGUUUGAUGCACGAGUGACAUUGUAGGGAGAAAUUAGAUUUUAGUCACUUUUAGGGUUUAUAGGGUUCACUGGAGCAUAUCGUACUUCUAACAACUCGGCCAAUGAGAUAAAAUUAAUGGAGAUAGGGAAACUAUAGGUGAUUCUGAUACCAUUCUCAACUUUUUAUUAACGAUUUGUUGUUGACAGGUUGCUACAGAAAAGGAUUUCCUUGAGGCCGUGAAUAAAGUCAUCAAGGCUUACGCCAAGUUCAGUGCCACACCACGCUAUAUGACUUACAAUUAG